AUGGGAGUCUAUUGUUCCAAGAAAGAAGUAGUCGAGGCUUAGUCUUCGAGUUUUAUCUAUCAAAGAAACAGGACGACCAGCCUAGAAGAGCAGAUAAAGGCAAGAUGCCCUAAUUCCUCAGCUAAUUUUGAAGAUGAAAAUUCGCAUUCCACAAAGCAUUCUUCAGAAGGUAAGAUGAAAUGCACCAAGGUCUGCUUUAUAUGUCAUGAGCGAGUGAGGCUGGAUCAUAGUUGCACUAACUAGAUGGUCAAGGAUCUUGAGAAGCACAUGGACAAGGAUUAAUUAAUGGACAUUUUGAUGAAGAUCAAGCAGUAGGUGUCAAAGGAUGAGCAGUCUCUGGUGCCUUAUCUGCACUGGGGCACAAACGUGGCACUUAUCUUUAACCCAUUUACUCAGGGUCUGCAGCGCACAGAACUUGCCAGAAAUAUUCCCGAAUUCAGCAGAACAAUUCUAGCAAGAGAGAACAGGAUUUUCUGCAUAGGAGGAUAAGACAGUAGCACUAUGAAGUCUCUGCCAACCAUAUUUGAGGUGGAUAUUGAAGAGCAUUAUAGAAUUAAGGACAAGAUGAACAUGAAUCAAGCGAGGUUUCAUCAUACUGCGGUCUAUGAUUAAAAAUACGACUUUAUUUUUGUAAUUGGAGGUAUGACUAGCAAUUCAAUGGGCAAUUAGUUCAAAAUGCUAUCUAGUUGUGAAUUUUAUAGAGUGUAGCAGAAUGAAUGGAGUAUAAUGCCUAACUUAAAAGUUGCGAGAGAUACAUGCGCUGCUUGCUUAUUUGAUUCUUAAUGGGUAUAUGUAUUUGGUGGCAGGGUCUAGUUUGAGAAAAGACAACUGACCAACGUCAUCGAGAGAGCCUUCUUUUCAAGAAUAGACGUAUCUUAAUGGGAAGAGAUUACUCUUCAAGGAAGGCAAAGAAUUAUGCCUGAAUUCAAUGUUGGAAUGUGCCAUUAAGUAAAUGAUACAGAGUUGGUAAUAUUUGGAGGAAAGGAUACUUACAACAAAUAAACAAGAGAAGUGCUCUACUUUGAUACAAGCUCAUUUUCUUUGAUUCAUAGAAAAUCCUAGGCAUAGUCAAGAAAAUCUUCAAACGUUGAUGAAUAGCUAUCACAAGCAAAGACUUUAUAGAAAAAUUAUUCCACAGCUUAAAUUACAGUAAAGGAUUUCAGGAUGCCUCUGGAGAUAGAGGCUCCAACAUCUCCUUUCCAAAUAGCAAAUAAUUUAUUUGUCCUAGGUUGGAGUAAGGAAACAAACGGCAUUCAUUUGCUUAGACUCUCUCUCAUCAAUUUGAAUUGGAAGGAGGAACUUGACUUUACUAGUUACCUUGCCUCUGAUGUUGAUUGA
Molecule: messenger RNA, 1338 nt
Organism: Stylonychia lemnae
Lineage: Eukaryota; Ciliophora; Spirotrichea; Sporadotrichida; Oxytrichidae
Source: the annotation of a GenBank genome assembly